ACCGGCGCUAAGGGACAGUCAACCGUUGCCAGCUCUUACCGGAACACACCGCGUUUUUCACCGGAUAAUCGCCGAGCAAAUAAUUUUUAGCGAGAAUGAACAAAAUUCUGUGGGUGACCUUGGGCGCGCUGGUGCUGGCCGGUCUCAUCUCCACCUCGGAAGCCCUUUUCAGCGGCAGCAAACACUGCACAUGGCACGGUACCGCCCCGAUCUGCAUGCCCUCGUGCCCGAAGGAUAAGAAGAAGAUUCCCGGCACGGAGUCCAAGUGUGGUCCCAACGCCGUGGCCUGCUGCAUCACCAACAAGAAGUUCGUCUGCUGUCCCAACGAAUGGCAGGGCAACGCCGCCAACGCCAUGGCCGUCGCCAAGGAAUAAACUGCCCUAACACACCGAACUCGAUCCUGGAUAACAUGCAAUCUCCUUUCUACUUCUCCUUCUCCGAUAACCAUGACCGGCGUACUUUGCGAUUGCUUUAUUCGGCUGGUUGUUUCGAUGUCUUAUAUAAUUAUUGUGCUUUCUCGGUUACUCAAUUGCAUUGUCUUCAUUAAUGUCAACGGUUUGUACUACAAUUUACCGCUCCUUGUUGGAGAGAAAGCGUAAAAUAAAUUUUCUCAGCAACAGG
This is a messenger RNA of Paramacrobiotus metropolitanus, 621 nucleotides long. RefSeq lists its product as uncharacterized. The transcript has 3 exons. Lineage: Eukaryota; Metazoa; Tardigrada; Eutardigrada; Parachela; Macrobiotidae. The record is from RefSeq and is a predicted model, not a curated record. Bases 96 to 374 code for a protein of 92 amino acids.